Messenger RNA from Amoebophrya sp. A25, 1778 nucleotides. NCBI's taxonomy places the organism in Eukaryota, Dinophyceae, Syndiniales, Amoebophryaceae. The record is from the annotation of a GenBank genome assembly.
GGAGUAUCGAGAAGUUCACCAGGCGACUGACCUAUCCUCUGAUGACACCGAGUUACGACUUGAGUGACAAGAAGGGUUUGGGCCGAUUCUUGUGUGCUUACCAGUAUUUUUGGCUACGCAGUGUGUUGUCCGAUUUGAGAAAGAAGCUGGUUUUUGCUGCUGUAGAACGCUCAGCUGGAGAAGUGGAGUUCUUCGAGUUUGACGAGAUGAUCUUCGAUCCUGAGGCACAUCAACUUUAAGGCAGCCAAGCGAGCAUCCGCAGCGCCAUGGCCAUCCUUGUCCUCAUUUAAUAAGUAUUUCAAGUGAGCUAAUAUCCCAGUGAAGUACUAACUUCUUGAAUCAUGGUUGCUUCUCUCGUGAGAUGAUUUAGGUUAUAAGGUGUCCGAACAGAAGUUAUUAUAUCGUUACUUCAAGUAGAGCAUGCUGUGACUUCAAGUGAACAAGAAAGGCGGGUCCAGGGAUGGCCUCAGGGAUCAUGCGACGCGCGAUAGCAGCUCUAACAACUGCGCUCAUUAGACAGCUACAAACAAGCGCCCGCUGCCGGCAGACUGAACAUGGUGCAGUGUAGUAAAGCCACUAGACAUGACAAUGUCAGUGCUUUUGUCAGCAUGGGUGGAAGUGGUACAACUAGUAGGGACAACUCCUCCAUUUCCGCACCUGCAACAUCCACCUCUGGUGGCAUCAAAAAAUACUACUGCUUCCUACGGUCGGACCUAGAUCCGGAAGACCCACUCAGCGAUAAGCGUUUGAACUCCGAUCUUUUAGAGGAGUUCAUUGCCACUGUUGUCAGCCUCUACCGUACCCGUGAAGUCCAGUACCAUCAGGGUGCAGAGCAGCAAGUAGCAGUCGCGUUCUUGAUGGGCGAACAGAUGCAAGUAGGUGGCUCGAAUCCACCACUCGGAUCAUCGUCUUAAGGGUUCUUGGAACUUGUCUACAAUUAGCAUGUCUACGACAGACUUUUUCAAAAGAGAAAUAAGUCAAAGUCCUUUGGUGUCAUGCGAGAAAAGUAGGCCAAAUGAUUUGAAAAUACCCGCUAAUCUUCGUAUCCACUGUUUGAGCCAGAGUGGCUCAAAGUGUUGCUGUUGAAAGACGCGAUCUUUCACAAUGGACGAAGCUUGUUUUUGCCGGAAGAGGGUUCUACGGUGGACCACAGCUUUGCGGCAGUGCAAAAGGCUGUGAAUCGUGCUGUAUCGGCUUUGACUCCUGGUGCAGCGAAACAGGUCUUCGUGCCCUGGUUUUUAACUGGGAAUAAGCAGGAACAAUCCGCGCCUCCAGCAGCAGGUCUCAGUGAACGAUUGUGGCGUUCCUUGUGCUGUGAGGAAACCGACUGGUCUGCAGAUUUGAAGAAUAAAGUUAUGUAGACUUUCCGAAAUCCAGCUUGUAUGUUCAGAAGCAUCUUCUUGGACCACCUCCCUUGUAACAAGAGGGACGAAGCGGGUCCUAGUAGAUGACUUUCAAGAUGAGAUGACUUUCAAGAUGGAUUCCCGGAAGGUCUAAGAAAGCAAAAGGCUUGAAUAACAAGGUGGAUCGACUUGGUGCUGUUAGUAGUUCAACAGCAACGGGAAGUUCAGCCUCAUCCUCAUCUUCGAUGUCAGAAGAUUCAGUUGUAUCGAUGUCAGAACAAUGUAGUAGGCGUGGGUCCGUCGAUGAGGUGAUAUCUGCGCAACUAGUCAAUGGAGGCGAUACAGGUGGUCAACAAGAUGCCCCAUCUGCUCCCGCUUCAAAAAGUAGGAGUAGUAGCUACACGACGACCUACAAUAGCUCAGAAGGGUGUGUUG